Messenger RNA from Tachysurus fulvidraco (yellow catfish), 1391 nucleotides. RefSeq names its product catechol-O-methyltransferase a (gene comta). The transcript is spliced from 7 exons. Gene Ontology annotation, biological process: catecholamine catabolic process; dopamine metabolic process; developmental process. The record is from RefSeq and is a predicted model, not a curated record. Lineage: Eukaryota; Metazoa; Chordata; Actinopteri; Siluriformes; Bagridae. Bases 153 to 935 code for a protein of 260 amino acids. Gene Ontology annotation, molecular function: catechol O-methyltransferase activity; magnesium ion binding.
AAGCAAAUCAGCACAGUCUACGUUCCAACAUUAACGAUACCGCUAGCAAAUAAAUAAAGCUUACGGCAUCCAGUUUAACACUGCCUCUUUGUCUAUCCUAGUCUCUCUCUCUCUCUCUCUCUCUCUCUCUCUCUCUCUCUCUCUGUGUCAGAAUGGAGUGCUGCCUGCUGUCAGUGUGUGCAGUUUCUGCAGCUUUCCUGUUUGUCCUCUUCUAUUGGCUCGUGCAGCGUAAUGGAACAUGGGCAUUAAUCUGGCAUGACUUCAUCACCGAACGACUGCGCGACACGCUCACUCUCUCCACACGGCCUCAGCGCAUGCUGAAGGCAGUACAGAAGAAUGGCACUAAAGGAAAUCCUGAGAGUGUCAUCUCCGCUAUCGACUACUUCUGCAAGCACUCGGAAUGGGCCAUGAAUGUAGGCGAUGAGAAAGGCUCCAUUUUGGACUCAGUAGUGACUGAGGUGAACCCCAGUACAGUUCUGGAGCUGGGGACGUACUGUGGCUAUUCCACGGUGAGAAUCGCCCGCCUGCUCUCCCCAGGCACCAAACUUAUCACACUUGAGUUUAACCCGGUUAACGCCGCUGUCGCCAGGCAGAUCAUUGCCUAUGCUGGCCUACAAGACAAGGUGAUUCUCGUAGAAGGCUCAUCGGGUGAUUUGAUCCCACAAAUGAAGGAACGUUUUGGCAUCAAGACGUUUGACUUCAUCUUUCUCGACCAUUGGAAGGAUCGCUACCUCCCUGACAUCAAGCUGUUUGAGGAGUGUGGUUUGCUCAGGAAGGGCUCUGUGCUGCUGGCAGACAACGUGAUUUGUCCCGGAACGCCGGAAUACUUGGAGUAUGUGAGGAAUAGUCCUCGCUAUGAGAGUAAAUACUAUCCCGCCCACCUGGAGUACACCAAAGUGGAGGACGGUCUGGAAAAGUCUGUCUUCUUGGGAUAAACUAUAGAUUGUUUCCAAAAUCUACAACAGCAAAAACAACAAUAACAACAACAGAAACAAUAACAACAGCAACAAAAAUGACAGAAACAAAAACAAACAAUAACAACAGAAAAAAUAACAACAGCUGCAACAAUAACAACAGAAACAAAAACAACAACAGAAACCAUAUCAGCAAAAAACAAACAAAAGAAACAACUAUAGCAGAAACAACAACAGCAAAAAAACAAAAACAAAACAGAAACAAGACUAACAAAAACAACUAUAGCAGAAACAACAAUAGCAGAAAUAGUUACAACAGCAAAAACAGCAAUCUGUAAAAAGUUACCAUCGAAUUCAUUCAUUCAUUCAUUUUCUACCGCUUAUCCGAACUUCUCGGGUCACGGGGAGCCUGUGCAUAUCUAAGGCGUCAGGCAUCGAGGCAGGAUACACCCUGGACGGAGUGCCAACCCAUCGCAG